AGCGGCGCGAGCUUAAGCUUCUCACCACAUCACCGCUGCAACUUUGUUUAAUUCAAAGGCCUGAAUUGUACCUUUGAUGGCUCAUACGUAAGAUUCGCAAACUCCAGAAAAAUCCAUCGUCUCAACACCACCGAAUCUGGUCCCUUCCCAACCACCCGAUUGCCCCGCGCAGGUAGCUCCGAGAUGGACCACGACGACUUUGACAACGUCUCGUGGCAGAAUAAUCCUGCAGCACAGGGUCCAGCUUCCUCAAUCGCUAGUCCAAGAGGUGUCUCCGAAGAUGAAGGUCCGGGAAAUACAAAUGGCAAGCAAUAUGCGGCUGUUGGUGGUCAACUAGGAUCGAAUGCAGAUGCAUUGGAUUUGGCUGGUGUCGGAGAAGGAGUACUAGAAUGCACAGUCACAAAUCCACUCAAGGAAAACGAGGGCACCAAAGAUGCCUAUGUUUCAUAUUUGGUUACUACAAAUACUACAUUCCCUUCCUUCCAGAAGCCGACGACCUCCGUGCGCAGACGGUUUACAGACUUUGUGUUCUUAUACAAGACGUUGUCCAAAGAGUAUCCAGCAUGUGCAGUGCCGCCCCUACCAGACAAGCACAAGAUGGAGUAUGUCCGGGGUGACCGAUUUGGUCCUGAUUUCACUUCUCGUCGAGCCAACUCUUUACACCGAUUCCUCGCCCGCCUAACUCUUCAUCCCGUACUUCGGAGGAGCGCUCUUCUUAUCAUAUUCCUCGAAAGUUCGGACUGGAAUGCAACCAUGAGAUCUCGGCCACAACGAGGAAACUCUGGAGCGGAUCAAGGUGCGACUGGGGUCUUCGACAACUUCACAGAUACGUUCAUCAACGCUUUUACAAAGGUUCACAAGCCAGAUAAACGAUUCAUUGAAGUUCGAGAGAAAUCAGAUAAGCUUGAUGAAGAUUUAGGCCAUGUUGAGAAGAUUAUUGCACGGGUAGCCCGACGAGAAGGAGAUCUGGAAACAGAUUACAAAGACCUCGCGGAGCAGUUUCAGAAGCUUAUCAAUCUGGAACCUGGGGUUGAACAAUCGGUACACGCCUUCGCCGCUAGUGUGGAAGAUACUUCUUUGGCGAUGAGGAACCUGAAGGAGCAUACGGACCAGGACUACCUCGGGAGUCUAAGAGAUAUGCAAGCCUACAGCUCAGCAGUCAAGAAUCUCUUGAAAGCACGAGAACAGAAGCAGCUCGACUUUGAGCAGCUCACAGAGUACCUCACGAAGUCAACAUCAGACAGAGAUGUGUUAGCCUCAUCACAUGGCGCAGGUGCACACAUUGGUGCAAGCGGUUUCCUUGCCCGCAAAGUCGAAGAUUUACGAGGUGUAGAUCACGAGCAAUCGAGGAGAGAACGACUCCGUAGAAUCGAAGUUCGGAUUGAAGAACUGACGACUGGGGUCGAGGAAGCAAAGAAGACGACAGAGGCCUUCGAUGAGGAAGUCGUGAGAGAAGUGCAGGACUUUGAGCGAAUUAAGAGGAUUGAGUUUAAAACGCAGUUCGGUGCGUUUGCAGAUGCACAUGUGGACUUCUAUGCCUCGACAAUCGAGAACUGGUCUCGGUAUGUCCAGGAAAUGGAGAACCUAGGAGCGCCAAUUGCAUAGUCAGGUCUAGUUGUAAUGUAGUGGAAUUAAUUGGCCACAUAUCUCUUUGUGCUGGGAUUCAUGCAGGAGGGAUGGCGUUCAGAGGCAUCGGCAGAUAGGGUAGAUGAUUGUUGAUACGAAGAUAUUCGUGAUCGAGUUUAUCAUCGGGCUUCCUUCAUUGAGAUGAUUAUUUACUUCCUGACAUCUUAACUUCCUGACAUCUUAACUUCCUGAC
This is a messenger RNA of Mollisia scopiformis, 1819 nucleotides long. RefSeq lists its product as uncharacterized. Bases 184 to 1605 code for a protein of 473 amino acids. Gene Ontology annotation, cellular component: phagophore assembly site. The transcript has 2 exons. Gene Ontology annotation, biological process: autophagy; cytoplasm to vacuole targeting by the Cvt pathway. Gene Ontology annotation, molecular function: phosphatidylinositol binding. NCBI's taxonomy places the organism in Eukaryota, Fungi, Ascomycota, Leotiomycetes, Helotiales, Mollisiaceae. The record is from RefSeq and is a predicted model, not a curated record.